AUGGAGAACCCUUCCCCCGCUUCAGUACUGGGUAAGCACGCUCGGGACGAAUCUUCAGAGCAGACACCCCAGGAGUCAUCCAAAUUGUUCCAAUGUGGUGAUUGUAGAAAGAGUUAUUCACGGGUUGACCAUCUUGCAAGACAUGUUCGUCUGCAUACCAAAGAGAAGCCCUACCUCUGUCAGACCUGCAACAAGAGCUUUGCUAGAGCCGAUCUCCUCAAACGCCAUGUAGCAGGCCAUGAAGCUCGAGGAGAACAAUCAGCAAACACCCCAGCACCAAAUCGCCAAGGACGCGUCAGUAAAGCAUGUGAAGCCUGUGCCGAAUUGCACAUUCGCUGCGACGAACAGAAGCCAUGUACGAGAUGCAACAAAAAGCAGAUGACCUGUGUGUAUCAGUCUUCGCCACCGCCACCAGACAAGGAAGCUGUUGCUAGAGAUCUUCUGGCCUUUGCAAGUGAGCCGGUUGUUAUGCCAUCUGACAUGCCAUCGAUGAAUCCUACAAUAACUCAUCCGAUGGGUAUGAACGACAUGAACCAGGAUGAUGUGAGUCUAUCCUCAUCCUUCAUGGAGCCACCGAGACCGUACCAAGCCUCGACAGAGCCCAUGAUCAACAUGACGACAGCCGACGACCAGAUGGUGGACCCAUCACUGACUCAACAGAAUCCUGGCCAUGUAUCUGUGCCAGCGUAUGAGAAUGAUGGGAGCUUUUUGCAUGACUUCCUACAGAGCAUCAUCGGCGGAGAUCCAUUCCCUCGACAACCUGCACCAGGAGAGCUCAUACCUGGCACAUGGACGCCACGGAAUGUCUUCGACUUUGGUACAAAUACAGACCUCGAACUCAACGACCUAGAUCUCGGAUUUCUGGACGGGUACAACCACGAGAUACCUUUCGCAUCGUUCGUGGAAACCCCGGAGACAGCACGAUCAAUACCUGGAUCCACGAGCGACCCGCCCUCAGCUCUGGGAGUCGAGUCGUUACAAAAGUCCUCGACAUGGCGCUUCCGUCCUGUUACACAAGAUCGUGGCAUGAACGAUCAACAAAACAUAUCAAUGCCGAACGGCGAUACCAGCAAGCGAUUACCAGUCCAGAGAAGAGUGACGUCCGAGAUGCUUUCAUACAACAUGCGAGAUCGUAUCAUGGCCCUGUUCAUGUCUUCCGCCAAUGCAGAUACACUUCAAAAGACGAUGCUGUCAUUCCCAUCGCUCGAGCUUCUGGACAGUUUGUUGCAAUACUUUCUUUCAUCGAAAACCGCCAUAUCGAAUCGAAUGAUUCAUCUGCCAACAUUUCGACCAAACAAUGCGAGACCAGAACUGAUUGCAGCGAUGGUUGUUGGUGGUGCAACUCUUGCUCCAGAUAUCAGCUUGAGGAAGAUGGGAUUUGCGUUGAUGGAAGUAGUCCGCGUCGGGGUACCUAACAACAUCGAAAGAGACAACACACUCAUUGGCGAUGUUGAGUGCGUGACGUCGCUCGGCAUUGGCCUGAGCUCCGGUCUCUGGAGCGGAAACUCUCGCAAGAUGGAAAUCGCGGAGAGCUUCCUCCAGCCAUAUCUAACCAUGUGCCGCCGCAGAGGCUGGUUUCGGAGAUCUGCCUAUGAGGCCAUUAUCCCAUACUCGACGGAUACAGGCAAAGCUCUUGAAGACAAGUGGCAUGCGUGGGCCAAACAAGAGAUGCGAAAGAGGCUGGUCUUCUACCUAUUAGAGUACGACACCCGUCAGUCGAUUACGCUGUUCACAAAUCCUCUGAUAUCGUAUGCGGAACUCGGCCUACCUCUACCAGAAGCUGAGAGUCUGUGGAUCGCCGCGACAGCCGAGAAGUGGAAGCAGACAUACAUGUCUCUGGAUCAACACAAGCAAAGAGAACCAUCUCUUACUGACUUGCUACAAGAUGUUGAGCUUCUUGGCGAGGGACACGACAUGUUCGAUGAGACCACUGCGAGUCAAGCACUGCUCAGUGCCGCUUGGCGUCUGAUCUGGGAAUAUCGACAAAUGUGCUCCAUCAGCAGAGGUCAAGCAAGCUCAUGGAGCAACUCAAAUCUGUUGCUAUCAUCAAGACUUACAGAGCUCACAAGACUUCUCGACUGUGUCAAGAUGAGCUCGCAUACCAAUGUCGCCAUGACUCUUUCCCUAGAGCUGCUGCUCAUGCACCUGCAUAUCUCGCUCGAGGAAAUGCAUCUUUUCGCAGGAGCAGAAGGUCACUCAGAAGCAAGAAGAGUGUUUCCUCUACUGCAAGAAUGGGCCAAGUCUUCCAGUGCUCGUCAAGGUGUCUAUCACGCUGCUCAAAUUGUAGCGGCGGCCAGAAAGAUACCCACCGGCUGUCUGCGAGACUUCCACGCCAUCGUACUCUACCAGGCAGGCCUGGCCCUAUGGUCAUACGGUGUGAUCUCAAACGCCGCACUCACCGAAUCAGCCCUCGACUCCAUCGGCAAUAUCUCAGCACGACGAGGUGAAAGCGUCGCCAUGCUAGACGAAACAGAUAGCAACGGCGCGCAAAGAUUCAUCAGCCUGAACAAAGGACAAGCUGCUAUCAAAAAGGCUGUCGGUGACCCUAGCGGCACGCAUGUGUUGUUAUCAGAGCCCGCGGCUGUAAUGAGUGUGCUUAUGGAUAUCUUCAGGAUGAAUGGUCGGCCACCGAGGUCGGCGCCGCCCCUGGUGGAGAAUUUGCUGGAGCUUAUGGAGGGGUUGAGGCUUGCGGUUCUUGAGCCUGGUACUUGUUGA
Messenger RNA from Aureobasidium subglaciale EXF-2481, 2715 nucleotides. RefSeq lists its product as uncharacterized. The coding region runs from base 1 to 2715 and encodes 904 amino acids. The transcript has 3 exons. Gene Ontology annotation, biological process: regulation of DNA-templated transcription; DNA-templated transcription. The record is from RefSeq and is a predicted model, not a curated record. NCBI's taxonomy places the organism in Eukaryota, Fungi, Ascomycota, Dothideomycetes, Dothideales, Saccotheciaceae. Gene Ontology annotation, molecular function: zinc ion binding; DNA-binding transcription factor activity, RNA polymerase II-specific; DNA binding.